Messenger RNA from Euleptes europaea (tarantolino), 816 nucleotides. It is a transcript of the gene PTTG1IP, whose product is annotated as PTTG1 interacting protein. The record is from RefSeq and is a predicted model, not a curated record. The transcript is spliced from 8 exons. NCBI's taxonomy places the organism in Eukaryota, Metazoa, Chordata, Lepidosauria, Squamata, Sphaerodactylidae. Gene Ontology annotation, biological process: protein import into nucleus. Gene Ontology annotation, cellular component: cytoplasm; nucleus. The coding region runs from base 1 to 639 and encodes 212 amino acids.
AUGGGCCCCUGCUUCAGAGCCGCGCUCCUGCUGCUCCUUCUCCCGGCUCUGGAAAAGGCCGCCUGGGCAGCGCCCACCUCCGCGCCCGCGCGGCAAGGAAGAAUCCUGGUGAGGAGUAAGGAUUUGAGGAUGCUACGCCCCAGAGUAAAUUUGGACCACCCUUCCUCCUACAUCCCUGAAAUCAGGAGACUGCCCUACAAGUCAAUAGGCUGUGAUCAGUACACAAAUAAAAGUUGUGAGGCGUGCCUGAAAAAUGUCACAUGUUUAUGGUGCACCAGCAACAAGAAAUGCAUAGAAUAUCCUGUUAGGAGUAUCCUUCCUCCCAGCUCUGUCUGCGCGCUGAGUUCUGCACGCUGGGGGGUCUGUGGUGUGAAUUUUGAAGCUCUGAUUAUUACAAUGUCUGUGGUGGGAGGAGGCAUCAUUAUCGCUCUGUGUGUUUGCUGCUGCUGCUGCUGCAGGAAGAAAAAAAGCAUAAACAGACCAGAUAAGGAAGAAGAAAAAGCUGUCAGGGAGAAGGAGCAAAGAAGAGUAAAGCAGGAAGAGAGGAGAGCAGAGAUGAAAUCUAGACAUGAUGAAAUCCGGAAGAAAUAUGGUCUGUUCAAAGAAGAGAACCCAUAUGCCAAAUUUGAAAACAACUAAAAUACCAAAACCAACUCUGGCAAUGCUGUUUACACUACAGCUGCUAAAGAUCUGUAUAUAUAUAUCUAGAUGCCUUAAUUGCAAAUGGAAGAAAUUGAACUUGCACAAGACGAAGCCAACUGUAAUUCCAGUGAGCUGUUAACAAGCGGAUCAAGCCAAACAUACCUCUGAAAUUCC